Molecule: messenger RNA, 180 nt
Organism: Cercocebus atys (sooty mangabey)
Lineage: Eukaryota; Metazoa; Chordata; Mammalia; Primates; Cercopithecidae
Exons: 3
Source: RefSeq, a predicted model, not a curated record
CACUCUGUUACCCAGGCUGGAGUGCAGUGGUGUGAUCUCGGCUCACUGUGCCUCAGCCUCCCGAGUAGCUGGGACUACAGGCGCCCGCCACCUUGCCCAGCUACUAGUUUUUGUAUUUUUAGUAGAGAUGGCAUUUCACCAUGUUGGCCAGGCUCGUCUGGAACUCCUGACCUCAGGUGA